Molecule: messenger RNA, 1245 nt
Organism: Fusarium keratoplasticum
Lineage: Eukaryota; Fungi; Ascomycota; Sordariomycetes; Hypocreales; Nectriaceae
Exons: 2
Coding region: 1-1245 (414 amino acids)
Source: RefSeq, a predicted model, not a curated record
AUGUCAAACUACAAUGUUAUAGAGUGGCUACGUGGCAUUCCCUUUGAUCAAUCCCUCUCCAGGCACCAUUCGCGCUCAACACUCAAGCGACGCCGCCCUCUGACUCCCGAGUCAACCGAUGACGAAGAGAUGGCUGGGGGGUCCAAAAAGAAACGUCACCAAGAUUUAGACCAAACACCGAAAGCAAAGAAGCUGCAGACUGUAGGGUCCGAGUCAGAAUAUUCCCUCAGCACUCGCUCUUCAGUCUCCCGCAAGUCCGGCAGCCAAUCACCUCAGAAACAAUUCAACGCCCUUGGCCGCCUUGACAGAGGCAUCGAAAUUCGCGAACUUUCCCUUCUUCGGAAUUUGGCUCCUGAUCUCAAAGAUUUUUUGAAUACUAUGCGCCGGGUGGCUCGUGGCCAGGGAAUAUUGCCGCUGUCCAUGAGAACACCUAUCGGGCAGAGUCAGGAUGACAGCGUCACCGAGCUCGACUCGGAUUUCUAUUUCUCUCAAGACAGAGAUCAGCUCGGGUCUACCCCUAGUCUAGAGGAUGUCAACGACAUACUUCAGGCUGCUGCAGAGUGCCAGGGAAACUUCCAUGCAGAGCCGGGCUGGAACAUGUUGGUUCACAGUGAAGUCCUGCGGCUUGCUUUUAGACCAGCUGGCCUGCCAAAGUUCGAGCACAUGGUGAACUUCAUGCCUUGCUCUACUGCUAGCCUCAUCGAUGCGUAUCUGCCCUCGUCCAGCGUGUCCAAGAAGGUUGACUUCUGUAUCUACAUCGACCCUGCCCACGACGACGACAACCCACCCACGGAGUCGCAGUCAGCUGUCCUGAAUAGUCGAGACCAGCUACCUGAUGGAGUCAUCAAUCAUACCGACUACUACCCCCUCCGCGAUCGACCUAUUGCACUGAGCAUCGAGACUAAGAGAACUGGUGAGGGCUGGGAUGGUGCCACGCUGCAGCUGAGCGUGUGGCAAGCAGCACAUUGGAGGCUCUUGGACCUACUCAACAGUGACCGGGAAGAUGAACCUGCACCCUUGCCAGGCUUUUUGCCUGGAAUCAUCAUCCAGGGCCAUGGUUGGUAUCUCGUCAUUGCAACGAGAGAAAACAUGAAGACGGUAUGCUGGAACAAAAUCAACAUUGGUUCUACCGACAGCGUUAUAGGUGUCUACCAGAUCAUCUGCGGCCUUCAAAUCCUUCGCAGAUGGGCACGGGAUUCUUACUGGCCUGCCUUUCGACGAAUAAUUCUUCCCAUGCCGACCUGA